CGCACUACCAUGUCUACAUCCACGAUUUCUUUCCAACCAAGGCAGACCCUACCCGUCAAAGGAGAAGAUUUUACGAUGACGUGCAUCUAUUCGCCUCCUACGUAUGACCGUACGGUACAUUGGACACACGGAGGCAGCCAGGUUGCUUAUGAAUCGUGCACUUCUGCGAGUAGCUGUACAUCUGAAAUUCCCAAUCUUACAAAAUACAAGUUGAGGGGAGAUGGCCGCAGCACAUCGCUUACAAUAAUCAAUUUGACUACUGGUGACAAUGGGAGAUACACAUGCAAUGUAAUUUACCUAGAUGGCCAACGCUCAGCAAAUGACAUACUGGAAGUACUAAAUCCAGUGUCACCAUCAAGGGUCGUUAUGACUGAUACGCAAUCGGGCUGGCAAUACUUGGACAACACCAGUAUAAGUGUAACUGCUGGAGAGCCGUUUGGUAUCACAUGUGAAGCAUCUCGGGCAAGGCCUCCUGUGGUACUGCAAUGGGUGACACCUAAGGGUGUCUCCGCUGUUCAUCACGAUCAGUCGGAUGUCAUCCAUUAUGGAUCUUACAUCUCCUGGAGAACUUUGAUAAUCACAGCGUCCAGGAACGAUCACGGACAAAUUCUUAACUGCAUUACAUCACACCCAGAACUACAGAAAAAUAUUAGACGCUCAGUGAGUCUGAAUGUUCAUGUUCUGCCGGCCAGUGUGCUGCUCUUUCCGACUGGAGCAUAG
This is a messenger RNA of Lytechinus variegatus (green sea urchin), 720 nucleotides long. Its product is annotated as synaptogenesis protein syg-2-like. NCBI's taxonomy places the organism in Eukaryota, Metazoa, Echinodermata, Echinoidea, Temnopleuroida, Toxopneustidae. The record is from RefSeq and is a predicted model, not a curated record. The transcript has 4 exons. The coding region runs from base 10 to 720 and encodes 236 amino acids. Gene Ontology annotation, biological process: homophilic cell-cell adhesion; heterophilic cell-cell adhesion. Gene Ontology annotation, cellular component: adherens junction.